AUGCAAACCCCUCAAUACGGCGCCCUAGGCGCAGCCCUGCAACUUGCCCGCGUAUUCCAGAUGUGCUCCCUCAUCGCCAUAAUCGGCAUGACAGCCAACUUCAUCUCAGAGAUCGUGUCGAAUGACCUGACGCCCCCGGAUGUGUUGAUCGGGACAAUCAGCAUUGCCUGCACAGUAAUCAUAUACUGUAUCAUAACCUCGAUCCUCUACCUAGACGACAUUCUCCCGUUCCUAGCGACAGCAAUCAUGGACACACUGUGUCUGGUGGCCGUCAUUGUGGUGGCGGUGAUCGUGGGCAAGCCCCUGUCGUAUUUGAAAUGCAGCGAGAUCGGGAAUGAAGCCGCGGCAUCUUCCAAGACGAGUGCGUACGCGUUCACGAGGAAUCUGGAUAGCGUUGUUGAUCAGAUUUCGGGGAAGGUGGUGAAGUAUGUGAAUUGGAUUGGGAUGUCGCGGGCGGUUUGUCUGGAGACAAAGGCUAUUUGGGGGUUGACUAUUGCCUUGUGUAUCUUGUUCUUCUUUUCUGCCAUCUGCAGUAUAUGUCUGUGGAGGCAGAAGAAGAGGGCUGGGGCACAGAAGCUGGACGGUUGA
Molecule: messenger RNA, 588 nt
Organism: Monascus purpureus
Lineage: Eukaryota; Fungi; Ascomycota; Eurotiomycetes; Eurotiales; Aspergillaceae
Source: the annotation of a GenBank genome assembly